Carassius auratus (goldfish) is the source of this 2622-nucleotide messenger RNA. RefSeq names its product zinc finger MYM-type protein 1. The coding region runs from base 643 to 2559 and encodes 638 amino acids. The transcript has 2 exons. The record is from RefSeq and is a predicted model, not a curated record. NCBI's taxonomy places the organism in Eukaryota, Metazoa, Chordata, Actinopteri, Cypriniformes, Cyprinidae. Gene Ontology annotation, molecular function: protein dimerization activity.
AUUUCUUUAAGACUGCAAGGGAAUUUUUAUUGACUAAAAAUGCGUUAGAAAACGUUCAUCUCAAAGACGAGUUCGCUCAGGAUCAGUUACAUAUAGCAGGUCGGCUGACUCGAUUUCCUUCUCAUACAUUCCCGCAGCGUCACAGUGCAUUUCCCUAUUGAAGCCAAGCGUCCAUUGCCUUCAAUGGGGCUGCUUUGAACGUUUUUUUUUCAGCACUUCGAAACUAGACGGUCAUUGUAUAAACGCUACGAUUAUGUCCCGCCCACGGACGCUCAGCAUCUCUAAGGGUGAAUGGGAAGUGGGCUGGCCCGGACUCUGAGCUUCUGCGUGAUGAUUAGAGGGUCUGUCGAAAGACUGCAUCUCCUUUUGACUGACAGCGAUUCUGUACUAUAAGGAAUCACUGAAGCUAUUCGCGCUCAGUCCCAUCGCGGAUUUCUCAAGUUUAGUCAAAAUAAAAACUGCUGAAACCUAUUUCUUUGAAAUUUGCUGGGAGAAAUUGCUUGAAUUUUAUCAUACAUUUCACACAAUUAUACACCACAUUCCUUGUUUCAGUUUUACAGAGUUUAAUAUUUUUUUUUUUAGAUCGUUCAUUCAUUCAUUCAUAUAACGUUAGUAGGCUAGGCUAGCGUCGUGGGUGAAACGAUGGCAGACGGUGCUAAUAUUGUCGACCUGAUUUUGGCAAAGCCAUUUGAAAGUGUUCCUUACGAGGAAAAACUUAGAAUUAAACAGCAGGGCAGAUCAACACCUAAGAUUGAUUUAGUGCAAAAGAUAGGGAAAAAUAACAGGUCUUUUCAGCUCUCCUGGUAUGACAAAGUUAGCUGGCUGACUGGAAGUGCUGUGACAAAUAAAAUGUACUGCUGGCCAUGCCUCUUGAUGAAACCAUCUCACGGAUGUGUUGUUUGGUCAAAGGUGGGGUUUGGAGAUCUGUCUAACUUUGACAGGGCAUAUAAAAGACAUGAAAAGAGCAAUGAACAUGUGAGUGCAUGUGCAAGAUUAAGUUGCAUGGGCAGGAUCAGGGUUGAGCAUGCAAUAAAUGAAGGUGCUCGCAUUCAAGUGGCUAAACAUAAUGAAAUAGUCAAACAAAACAAGGCCUUCCUAAACCACUUUAUUGAUGUGACAUCCUUGCUUGGCCGGCAGGAGCUGUCAUUUUGGGGACAUGAUGAGAGUAGUGAAUCAUCCAACAAGGGGAAUUACAGGGAGUUCACAGAAACAUUAGCUAAAUAUGACUCUGUCCUGUCCACACAAUUCGAGUCCUCAACUGUGUUUUCUGGUAUGUCCCAUACUAUUCAAAAUGAUUUGAUCUCUGCUCUUGCAGCCACCGUUUCUGAUCAGAUCAGAGAUGAAAUUCAGGAUGCUCCCUUUUUUGGAUGGCAGGUGGAUGAAACAACUGAUAUAUCCUGCCGUGCCCAACUCUCUGUCAUUGUUUGCUAUGUGGAUAGUGCAGGUAAAAUUCAGGAGCGCUUUAUUGGAUUUUUUGAUGUUUCGGGGGGGCGAGAUGCCCAGUCCGUUUUUGAAAUAUUAAAUGAGAACAUGCAUGGCUACAAUUUUAAGGACAAGCUUGUGGCACAGACCUAUGAUGGGGCUGCUGUCAUGGCUUCAGAUCUCAAUGAUCUGCAGGCCAAAGUGAAAGCAAUAGCCUCCAGUGCAAUGUUUGUGCAUUGCUAUGCACACCGACUGAAUCUGGUGCUGUCACAGGGGGCUAAAUGCUUGCCUGAGUGCAGAAUUCUUUUUGCAUCACUCUCUGGAUUUGCCACAUUUUUUUCAAAAUCCACAAAGAGGACAUCUUUUCUGGAGUCUGCAGGCUGUUCAAGGUUGCCCAGAAACACUCCUACUCGAUGGAAUUUCACAUCACGGAUAGUGAGCACUGUGGCAAACAAUUAUGAUGGCCUCCUGCAGACAUUUGAGAACAUCAUUGCAGAUACAACAAUGGAUGAUGAUACACUGGAUUGUGCCAAAGGCUUUGUGAGGAAACUGGAGGAUUUUGAGUUUGUGUUCAUGUUGUACACAUAUGAACAAAUCUUCUCUGAGACUGAUGUGGUGUUUGAUAUUGUUCAGCAGUGGGCAAUGGAUGUUCUUUACUGCAAGAACAGAAUUGAAUCUCUUCUUGCAUUUGUCAAAGAGAAGAGGUCAGAGGGGGCUUUCCAAGCCAUUUAUGCCAAAUCAGCAGAUCUCACAUCAGACCCACGAGAUGAGCCCAUGAGAAAGCGCCGUCUGACCCAAUUGCAGGAUCCCCAAGUGCGAUACAGAAAGCUGUGUGAUUACUUGGUGUUCCUUAAAGACAUGGAGUUGGACAGUGCAAUGCCUCAGCUUUACAAACUGUUCUCAUUAGUGGCAACAAUUGGCGCUACAUCUGCAGGUGUAGAAAGGUGCUUCUCCUGUUUAAAGCGACUCAAGUCCUACACCCGAAACACAAUGGGCCAAGGCCGUUUAAGCAGCCUGGCUCUGCUGGCCGUUGAGAGGACACUGGUCAAGUCACUUGAAAAGACUCCUAGUUGGUACGACAGGGUCACAGACCAUUUUCUUGAAAAGGAACGUAGGGCAGAAAUUACUUUUAAAUAAAUAGACAAUUUUAUGAUGUAGGCCGAAAAUGAGCUUCCCCUCUCUGACAGACCAGUAGCCGCC